Acanthochromis polyacanthus (spiny chromis) is the source of this 1804-nucleotide messenger RNA. RefSeq lists its product as uncharacterized. Lineage: Eukaryota; Metazoa; Chordata; Actinopteri; Pomacentridae. Gene Ontology annotation, biological process: response to bacterium. The record is from RefSeq and is a predicted model, not a curated record. The transcript is spliced from 6 exons. The coding region runs from base 439 to 1494 and encodes 351 amino acids.
ACACUCUGCAAUCCUGCGUUUGGCUACCAGAUUGCUUCACAAAUUCACUUUAAUAUAUGUUUGGAUGAACCAAGACGUCUCUGCUGUCUGAAGUUCCUGGCUGUGUGUUCAGAUGUGCAGGUGAUAGUGAGGGCAGAAGAUGGACCUUACAGAACAAAGAUGAAAAUAAAUGUAAGACAAGCUUGUAAAAUUAAUGAAAGCAAAAUACUUUGACAUUGUCACUAAAAGGAGUGAGCUUAUGGAUGAGAAAGAGGUGAAACAAUUCUCAAAGCCUUGGACGAGAUCACUGUGACAGGAAGUGCACUUUAGAAUCUUUUUUUUCUGCGACAACCAAUCAGAUGCAUUUGCCAGUGUGUCAAAGAGGGUCUUGGCCAAGUUAUAUCUCCUCCUACACUCAUUUAAACAGCAACAAGGUCCCUGACAGGAGACAAUGUCAAGAUGAUCGUGUUGUGGAUUAUACUGCUUGUUCUCCAUCAAGGAAAUACACUCACUCCAGUGAUUCGAGUUGAACUUGGUGAAUCUACAACCUUAACAUGUGCUCUGUUUAAUACUGAUAUCAGCAAUGGAGAAGUUCACUGGUACAAGCAGAGUGUUGGAGAUAAUCUGAAACUAAUUGUGAUUCUGCGGAAACAUGCAAAACCUCAGUUUGAACCAGAGUUUUCAAACUCAGGAUGGCAAGUUAAUAAUGAUGACAGUUUUAGCAACCUGACUAUUUUGAAAACAAUCCAAAAAGACGAGGGAAUCUAUCACUGUGCAGUCGUUGCAUUCUAUGGCACAGCGUCUAAAUGGAGUGGGACAUAUUUGAUAGUACAAGGAGACAAUCAGAAGACAUCAGACUACACUGUUGUUCAGUCCACAGCAUCACAUUCAGUCCAUCCAGGAGAAUCACAGACUCUCCAGUGUUCAGUCUUCUCUGACUCUGACAAGAAAACAUGUUCAGGAGAUCUGAGUGUGUUCUGGUUCAGACCUGGAUCAGAUAAAUCUCAUCCAGACAUCAUCUACACUGAUGGAAACAGACCUGAUGAAUGUGAGAAGAGAUCUGACACUCAGAAGAGCUGUGUUUAUCGCUUCUCUAAGACCUUCAGCUCCUCUGAUGCUGGGACUUACUACUGUGCUGUGGCCACAUGUGGACAGAUACUGUUUGGAAAUGGAAAUACUCUGGAUAAUGAAACUCUUUCACAAACAACACGAUCUGAAAUGAUUGCUCUGGUGGUAGCAAUAAUCUGCUUGGCCAUUUCUGUGAUUAUAAAUAUUGUUUUUAUCUGUUACCGAAGACAGAGAGCAGCACAAGAACAAUUCACAGGAAUAGAAUUCACUUCAUCACAAACAAGACGGGACAGCUUGAGGCAACCAGUGGUUGAUUCUACUGAAGGUGGACAUGAUCUGAACUACGCUGCGCUGCAUUUCUCUGGAAAGAAAGCUACACGAGGAACGAAGAAGACGGAGCUGAAGACUGAAGAAAGUGUGUAUUCUCAAGUUAAAUGCCAAAUGUGAACGUGUCUAUGAGAAACUUUAGAUACACCUAUAGUACUGACCUCUUACAAUGAAAAUAAAUGAAUGCAAAUUCUCAGUUUCAUUGAAAGCAAUGUGUUUUUUGAGAAAAGACAAAAUCUCCUCGAUCCCAUCACUGUGAUAAAGCCUCACUUGAGAAAUAAACUUGUCAAGAAUUCUUCUUCAGAAUUCCUCUUGGCUACUAAUGAACCCGUGAAGCACAGUACAAAGCAUGUACUAAUGUGAACAAGCAGUUAGUAAUUUCUACUGUUCAGGAAAAAACAACGCUGACUAAAUGACAAGUUGUUUUUAG